Molecule: messenger RNA, 1929 nt
Organism: Linnemannia hyalina
Lineage: Eukaryota; Fungi; Mortierellomycota; Mortierellomycetes; Mortierellales; Mortierellaceae
Source: the annotation of a GenBank genome assembly
AUGUCCCUCACUCAACUCUCUCAACAUCGAUUCAUCGCAGGCGGCGAAAAUCCCGCGCAAUGUUUUCAGCGUUAUGGCCAGCCUCUCUCGCAGUUGUGUUAUGCCCUUGUCGAAACUGACCCUGACGGUAUUCAGUUUGUACGCUGGAGCAAAAUCCAGCAGCUCUACGAUCGAGAAGGCAAAGUCAAGUUUGUAGUCGAUGGCAACGAUCAUGUUCCCUUGGCUGUCGGGCCCGAUAUGCAGAUCAUCGUGCCUUGGAGGAUACAAGCAUUCCUCAACAAAACCUUACAGGUCGCUUUGAACGACGAACAACCUGGAUGCCUCGACCCCAAGACACCCGCAGACGUACACCCAAUUGCGACAACUGACGAGAACGUAGAAUCUGCCAAGACAAAGAGCGCCACUGACGACAACAGCGACAUCGAGAGCACCAUGGACCACGACUCUUCCUCAUUUCCGAACCUGGCUCCAUUCUCCGUUGUAGUGUCAUCUCACAGGCGCGCCUCCACAUACCCUAUCACGAGUGGCCUCGAGGCCCGUGUCAACCAAUCAUUAUUAGAGCCGCAUGAUGCAACACCAAAAGGCCCAGCCCUCCAAUCCUUCCGCUCAGUCUACAUCCUCGACGCGUUCGGCAACCCCGCACCUCCCUCCGUCAGCAUCAACAUCAACGCUCGUUUUGACAAUCAGCUCCAACACCACAUUGUCCUUUGGAAUGACAUCCUUCGGGUCUUCAGGAAUGUGCUUUACAUUCAGGCAGAUGGCGCGUUGGUGUCUUUUUUGACGAACGAUAACUUUGGAGAUCUGAUGUGUCUCAGAAUAGCACACCACCAAGAAUCCAACUCGACGAGUACCAACACUACCACCUACUGUGAUUCUUACUUCCGCAGCGGUGCCAGUGAACACUCCCCCAAUUCUGACAGCACAGUUGCGCACAUCCAUACCCAUAACAACAACAACAACAACAUCAACGGCAACAACCUCUUCACUUCGGGACACCAAAGGAUCUACAGCAACGCAACCCAUAGACACUCUCACGGAGCCAGUACCUCGAGUACUGACGACCAAGAAAAAAUGGGACAAGCUCGAAACAUUGCUCAAGCGGUCACAGAAGGAACUCCCAGCUCGCCAACCCAACCUACCAGGAGCUCCCAUACCCAAGCAAGAUGCGAUUCCAGCAAACAUGCCCAAGCAUUGGUCACCCCUAUUACUGGUACGAAGACCACGGCAGCAGCUACCAUCGCUGGCAGUCGCCCCAUUUCCAUGAAGUUGGCAGCACCAGCAGCAACAGCACGACCCGCCCACAGGCAUGAUUCGAUCCCAAGGACAUCAACCAAGCACCCCAGGAAACCCAGGACCGGGUCCAGGGCUACAGACAAGUUCCGGUUCUUUUGGAUGUGCGAGUUUGUCGAUCCCGCCCAGACUCCUGUCAUGGGUGGUGGAGUUGGCGGGUUGGCGCCACAUGUGGGACAUCAUGGAGGGUAUGAUCUGGUCCAUCCUGAAGAAUUCUUCCGCAAGCACCGAGCGGCACUUCUGCUCAACCUACAGAUGUUCAAGUUCAGCACCAAAAGAACCAGCACCGCUGUCGUCAACGGAGGCGGAGGAAACAAAGGAGAGUUAUCAAUCUACAACCAGGGGAUUGCCUUCUUGCAUAUGUCGAUGAAGUUGGGCUGGGAAGAGAUUGAGCUCUACUUGGACUUGAUGAUCAGCCACCUGGAGCAGUUGUCCUCGAAGGUCACCGACAAGAUCCAGGAUUCACAAAAGGCGGGAGGAAGAGGUGGCCAGGAGCAGUUGCCGAUCUUGAGCGACAAGGAGUUGAAGUCGAUCCAGUCCUACCUGAUCGCGACUACCUCCACAGAUUCAGGAAUCGACCAACUCCACAACCAGUACCGAUACGUCGACUCCCAGGGCCAUUGCAAUGGAUCUGCCUGA